Funneliformis mosseae is the source of this 294-nucleotide messenger RNA. NCBI's taxonomy places the organism in Eukaryota, Fungi, Glomeromycota, Glomeromycetes, Glomerales, Glomeraceae. The record is from the annotation of a GenBank genome assembly.
AUGUCAUCUAUAGUUAUUAUUAAUGAAGAAGAUAUUAUUUAUGAAGAAGACUUAAAUAUGAAGCAGUAUCUUAUGGGUGAACCUUCUGGACAAAAUUUGACAAUCUGUAAUUAUCUUGGUAAUAUUACCGUAAAUAAAAAAGAUAGAACAUAUCAUAGACUUAAAAUAUGUGAAUUUGCAAGUCCAAAACUUCAGGAAAUAGAAUACAAGUCUGUAGAUCUUGAUUCUGAUUUACGUCUAAAAGUGAAUGAGAAAUUAUCAAGUAAUAAUAUAGAAAAUAAUACUUUUGCAUAA